AUGAGUGAGUUGAGUAAGCCCAAAGAAGACCUUCAGGACGCAGUUGAGGCCCAGGGCCCAAUGGAGGCACAGCUCUUGGAGGCUGAGGAGGACGAGGCCACAUCCCACUUGGCCUCCUACCUCCCAGCAUCCUCCUCUGCUCCUUUGGAGGCCUUGCCCCAAGAAAUUCUGAAUGAGAUGAUGGCUAACCUGAUGAAGUUCCUGCUCCUCAGUUAUCGAGCCAAGGAGCUGACCUCCCAGGCAGAAAUGCUGAAG
Molecule: messenger RNA, 255 nt
Organism: Rangifer tarandus platyrhynchus (Svalbard reindeer)
Lineage: Eukaryota; Metazoa; Chordata; Mammalia; Artiodactyla; Cervidae
Source: the annotation of a GenBank genome assembly